This is a messenger RNA of Rhagoletis zephyria (snowberry fruit fly), 1192 nucleotides long. Its product is annotated as vegetative cell wall protein gp1. The record is from RefSeq and is a predicted model, not a curated record. Lineage: Eukaryota; Metazoa; Arthropoda; Insecta; Diptera; Tephritidae.
CUGUGACAUAAUCAGCGCACAUAAUUGCAGCAUAUUUUAUUGCAUAGAAGACUUUGCACCCAACUAAAGCAAUUUUAUGACGAACAAAUUAAUGAAUCGAAUAGUUUAAUGUAGAAAAAAAUCAAAAUACCUCAACGGAACUAUUGCGCGCAUACAUUUUUCCGACCUUUCUUUCGCAUUGCAUAUUAAAGAGUCAAUGGGCGCUGGCCACCGCCGCAAAUGGUCACCUACACAAGUUUAUUGGUAGUAAUUAGCGCCACAAUGGAAUUGGUUGGGUCGAAAGUGAAAUGUCCGCCAGUCAGUGGGUGGUUGAGUCAUUUUGGGCAACGUAACUAUAUUUUCAUAUAAAUUGGCGCAUCAAAUAUUAAUAAUUCAUUAGCAAGGUAACAUUUGCAUAGACAAGUGGGCACUUUGGUAAGCAACCAGUAAACUUUAAACUCUAAGAAAAAUUAAGUAAAAUGGCGCACAUGAAAAUUGCUUUUGCUUUGCUAGGCAUGGCUGCAUUGACCAUCGCUAAGCCAUCACAUCCUUUUGCGCUGCACACAGCCAUACCAGAUCAUUUCGAUUUUGCACCACCUGUACUGCCGCCUACGCAGUUCCAUGCCGCUGCACCCGCUCCUGAACCCUGGUUGCCCGCACCGCAUUUCCAUGCCGCUGCACCCGUUCCUGAACCCUGGUUGCCCGCACCGCAUUUCCAUGCCGCUGCACCUGUUCCUGAACCCUGGCUGCCCGCGCCACAUUUCCAUGCCGCUGCUCCGGCACCUCUACUGCCUGCACCUACGCCAUUCUUCGCUCCAGCGCCAUUUUUCCCAGCACCAGCCCCAGUUCUUCCCGCUCCUGCACCCAUUCUCCCAGCUCCUGCACCCGUUCUACCAGCUCCUCUUUUGCCCGCUCCCGUAGUACAUCAUCAUCAUCAUGUUGUGCCUGCCCCCCUGCCAGUACCGGUUCUCGCCCCACCAGUGCUGGAACCUGCACCAUUCAUUGCUCCCACAUACCGCGCCAUUCCGGGCCCUAAGACCACCACACAUCAUGUAUCGGUCGGUUAUGCCUUCCCUACAGCUCAUGUGGCCAAAAUUGUAGGCCACCAUCAUCAUCAUCACUCACUCUUCUAACUUCCUUUGGUACAAAGAAUAAAGGAUUAGUUAGAGGCAAAAGGAUGCUACUUUCGCGCGAAGUCAAAAGCAAACGUUAC